This is a messenger RNA of Calidris pugnax (ruff), 2767 nucleotides long. RefSeq names its product solute carrier family 4 (anion exchanger), member 1, adaptor protein (gene SLC4A1AP). The coding region runs from base 1 to 2376 and encodes 791 amino acids. Gene Ontology annotation, molecular function: mRNA binding; protein binding. The transcript has 15 exons. The record is from RefSeq and is a predicted model, not a curated record. NCBI's taxonomy places the organism in Eukaryota, Metazoa, Chordata, Aves, Charadriiformes, Scolopacidae.
AUGGCUGUCAGGAGGGCUCCCGAGUGGCACCCCACCGACCGGCGCCGAUCCCUCGACGUCAGCCGGAGGCAGCGCUGGCAUGUGACACGUUACAUUGCCGCUUCUCCUGGGGGGGGACGGCAAGAAGAAAGAAACGCACCCGUGAGGCAGAAGUUACUUUAUGUCUGCAACGGGGGCCGGUGCGGCUCCACCUGGGACGCCCCCCCGCCUCGCCCAGAGGGACCCACGGCGCGACCUGACCUGACCUGCCUGCACAAACCCCGGGGGCCGCGCUCGGCUCGCCCGUCGCCCCCUCGCCCACCCGCCUACCCCGGGUCCAGCUCCGGGCCCGCGGCCGCCCCUCGCCACGGCGGCGCCAAACUCCGCCAGCCCGCCCGGCGCGGAGCCCCCCGCGCCCUACCCCGCCGCUCCGCUCCCGGCCGCCGCGCCGGAACCGCGCCGCCGGCGCCGCGCUACGAGGAGCCGCCGUGGGGCAGCCGCCCGCCGGCCGGCGCCGGUUACGGGCUGGAGGUGCUGAAGGGCGGCGUGGCGCUGGGCUCGGUGCGGCUGGAGGGCGGCAGCUGGUUCCUGGUGGGGCGGCUGCCCGGCUGCGCGCUGUCCCUGGAGCACCCCUCGGUGUCGCGGCACCACGCCGUGCUGCAGUACCGCGGGGCGGGAGGCUCCCCCGACGGCCCCGCUGCCGAUGCCGCUGGCUUCUACGUCUACGACCUGGGCAGCACCCACGGCACCUUCCUCAACAAGGCCCGGGUGCCGCCACGCACCUACUGCCGGGUGCGGGUGGGCCACGGGCUCCGCUUCGGCGGCAGCUCCCGCCUCUUCCUCCUGCAGGGGCCUGAAGAGGACCAGGAGUCUGAGUCGGAGCUAACUGUGACACAACUGAAGGCACUGCGUAAGCAGCAGCGAGCAAAAUUAGAAAAGACGAUGUUGGGAGAGGACUCUGACGAAGAGGAAAAAGAGGAGAGAAAUGAUAAGGGUCAGAACAGUGAUAUGAGCUGCUCGUGGGGAAUGGGGGAGGAUGCUGAGGAGGAUGAGGUUGAAGAAAACCCUAUUGCUAUUGAUUUUCAAGAUGUACAAGAUGCCUUCUAUAUGAAAGAUCCCAGAAAGGCUUUACAAGGCUUUUUUGACAGAGAAGGAGAAGAGUUAGAAUAUGAAUAUGAUGAUCGUGGGCACAAUAGCUGGCUAUGCAGGAUCAAGUUGCCUGUGGAUGAUGCAUCAGGGAAGCAGCUGGUGGCAGAGGUUCUCCAUUCAGGAAAGAAGAAGGAAGCCAUGAUACAGUGUGCACUGGAGGCUUGCAGGCUACUUGAUGCUCGAGGAGUGCUGAGACAAGAAGCAGUAUCCCGAAAAAGGAAAUCAAAGAACUGGGAAGAUGAGGACUUUUAUGACAGUGAUGAUGACACCUUCCUUGAUCGAACUGGUGCAGUAGAAAAGAAACGACUGAACAGAAUGAAAAAAGCUGGUAAAAUAGAAGAAAAACCAGAGACUUAUGACUCCUUGGUCACAAAGCUAAAAGAAGCUGAAAAUGAGCUUUCUGAGAUAACAGAGAAGCUGAAGGCUUCAGGGAAAGUCCAGUCCCAGCCAGCAGCUCAAGAUUCCUUGGACGAAUUCAUGACCGAAAUAAAAUCGGGAUGCACCUUAGACAGCGUGGCACGAAAGAAGCUUCACUUGCGGUCCUUUGAACUGAAGAAAGAGCAGCAGAGACUGAAAGGGUUAAUAAAGCUCGUCAAGCCUGCAGAACUGCCUGAGCUGAAGCCUCAGAGUGGGAGUUACAGCCUGGAAGCAGAGAGCAAGCCCAAAAAGAUUACCCUGCCUCUCUUUGGUGCAAUGAAAGGGGGGAGCAAAUUCAAGCUGAAAACUGGAAGCCUAGGGAAGUUGCCUGUUAAGCGUCCAGACAUCCCUGAAAGCUUGUUAAAAAUGAAAGAUGAUGGACCAGAGGAGGAGGAGGAAGAAGAAGAGGAAGAAAUGGGGGAGCAGCAAGAAGUUGAUGCAAUAAAAAGCAGAGCAUCAAACCUGGAAAUGAAAAUGACAACAGAGGAAGAAACGGGAAAAGAAACUAACAAUGCUGAUGGUUCUCCUUGCAAUAACAAGAAUCUAGAAUCCCUUCAGGAUGAGGUUCAUUUUCAGCCUGAGCCAAAGAUACUACGGAAUAAAUCUCAAUUGGAACCCUCACAAGAGAAAUCUCAAGCAUCAGCGGCUGUAUGUAAGGAACCUGAAGAGACACCUGAGAAAGUUAAGAAAAUCAAUACCUCAAGCAAGGUCCAACAACCCUUUUUUUCCUCACAGUACCCAGAUGAUGACCCAGACUACUGCAUAUGGAUUCCUCCUGCAGGUCAAAGUGGUGAUGGCAAGACUCACCUCAAUGAGAAAUAUGGCUACUAAGCUUCAAGUGCCCCAGAGUACAUCUGCAGUUGGAAGGACUGCUCGAUUUGGGAUUUUUUCACCACAUGUUAAGUGAGGGAUAAAAAGAGUUGGGUUUUCAGAUGCUGUUCCAAAUUCAAGGACAUCAGCAGGCACUCAGGCUGUUAGCUCUCUCUGUGUCCUCUGUUUGUCUUCCAGAUACUUUUUUAAAAGUGAAAGCCCACACAUUCUUCUGUCUCUUCUUCAACUUAUAGCUUUGUCCUUUUUUAUUUGGUGUAAAACUGCAGGCUUAUUUUUCCUUUUGUAAAUAAAAACAUACAAAAAGUAUUAAAAAUACAUCUCUGUAUACUUAGAGGCUUGAUUAAAUUUAUUCAUGUUGGUUUUAUGCAAUUAAAAUGAGAAACACUCCUGG